CUUGGGUCGAAGUAUGGCGCGUGUAUUAAGAUUUAUCACUGUCAGACAAAUUCACCGGACGGCUGAUCUUCAAGUUGGGGGAUUAUUUAGGGCUAGACGUCGGUUGCCUCCCAGUAACAACGAGUGGGGACCUUUAACCGAUUUACCUGACUACAUUGUCAUAGGAAAGGCUAAUCCUCAAUUUACAAGCCAAGGACAAAGGCGACGAGCUAUUCAGCAAUACGAAGUGUCUAACAAAAUAAUCCAAUUAGUUGGAGAAAUGAAAGAAACUCAAGAAAAGCAUGCUAGGAAUAUGGGAAUGAAGGAGAGCAAUACCAAAAUAUUAAAGCAGCAGUGUCUUCGAGAGAAAGGAAAUGGAAGUGCAUAAAUACUUCACUAACAUUGAUUUGCUAAACUUCUACUUGAUACCUAGUAUUAUUUUCUAACUGAAAGCUCUGCUCAAAUCCUUGUACUUGAGUGCUCCAGUUCGCGAUUGUCUAUGGUAGAUAUAGAUUUAUAUUCACCAGAAUCUGCAACAAAAUAUCGUUGAUUUACUUCAAUUAUGUAAUACCUUACGUGCGUAUCUGGAAUAAACCAGUCUAAAUUCUAAAGUUCUGUAGAAAUUUUGUUAUUUAACUACGUUACUAGAUCUCUGCACGGUUUUCCUCGGUUAUUUUCACUAAUGGUAGUAAUGGAUAUAUUGACCUGUGUUAAUAUUGCCUCAAUAAUAUUCCUCUAACCUUUAGUUACCUCAUUCAGUUUUCAACGACACUAUUGGGACCACACAGUCGUGUCUCUCACUUCAAUGAUAUUUUUAAGACUUCUCUAUGCUCUUCAUUAGCCAAAAAUUCGAUCUCACCGUAUCAAAUGGUGAAAAUUUCUUGAAUUCCUGUUUGAUACAUUAGGUGAGUAUAUUUUUACCUUACCAUCAGCUUCUACAUGAGUCUGCCUCAAGUUCACACGCAUAAAAGUAGCGCUGCUAACUGCUUGCGUUGUACACGUGGCCAGAAGUGAUUAUUCACGGGAAUAUCCAUAAUUUGUUUCCAUUAGGUACAAACUAGACAUUCCAAAUUAUAUAUUCUAUUAAAACCCAUGAAACAUGUCGAUAUGUUUAGCUUAGGUCUCGAGUACAUCAGUCAAGAAUACAUAUUGGUAAAAUUAGUGAGAUUUCAAGUUAAUGCGUUAAUAACUGGUUAAUCGAUAAAUUAUUUUCUAAUUAUUACUCGUUCGUUAUCAGUAGCUGUUCAAAUUACUAGUGAGUCUUCCAUCCAAAUAUUCUUAAUAAUUUAUAUUCCACAGUACUAGUGAUAUUAGUUUUUUAAAACAGUUUACCUCUGACAAGCUUGUGUAUUGCAACGAGUAGACGAGGUUUGUCAAACUAUGUUAUUAUCUUAGUGCAAUACAACCUGAACAAUUAAAGUGGUAGGGUUUAAAAUACGUAUGGCUAAGACUGCGAAAAACUUAAGUAUUCUCCCCAAACAACGAUGAUUUUAUUUCAGUGAAGAAAUAUUCAAUUGCAUAUAGUUUUAUUUCAGUAAGACUGGAUUCUGGUCUUCUAUAUUGCUGUUACAUCUAAUUUCAAACUGCUUUACAGCAAACUAGAUUUAUUUAAGUGUAUAUAUGGACAAUGCCUCAUAUGUAGAUAGUUUUCCUGUAUUUGAAAUAUUGCCUCUAAAUACCCCGGUACAACUGACGGUGGGGAGAGUGCGCUCUCCCGGUCAAAAUGCUCUUGCAUAGCCACGCGUGUACAGCCACUGUCACGGAAGUUUUACUCACUACCUUCUCGCGGCGGGGGUGUUGUUUACGAAAUUGAGAGGACCGAAAGCGGAUUUCCAGCACUUUAACCGGGUUGAUGGAUAUGGAGGAUCCAAUUAGGGGAGUUGGAAAACCCUGAUUCCAAACCACUGGUGCAUAUGGGCUACAGGAUUCUGAAGGAACAAAUGGCGUAUGAACCAAUCGUUGGUAACCGGUUACCAUGGGACUGAAUCUUCCGACGUUGCUCCACCACCUUUUGGAUCAGACCUUUAGGUGUAAGUCUCCGGGUGCGGUCACCUAAGAAGACCACCUACUUGUAUCUGGACACUCGGGUAUUAUCAAAGCCCACACACAAAUGAAGAGACUUGUGUGGUGUAAAUGUACUCGGUUCCCCUUUGUACUAAUGUUUAUGUGCUUAAAUAAAUUUAAAAUAUUACUAGUAUUCUGUUUUCUUCCAAAACCAUUUUUACCGUACCGUUUGUAAAAUUCUAAGCUUCCUAAUAAACAUUUGAAGGGUUACAGUACAUGACGACCUCUUUAUAUCACUUACUCGUUUAUGUUUGGUGAUAAUAAUGGCAAUCUAGAAAAAAGAAUGUGACUGUUCAGUGGAAUGCAAUAACUUCACACAAAUCUUAACAUACUGCAGUAAUACAAAUAUCAUGAAAGGUGACUAUUGAGAAUUUUGAACAAUGGUUGCUCUCUAGAUAUUGUUCUUACGAUCAUCGUAUAAUGGAGUAAAUGUGAGAAGUAUACAUAUACAAAAAUGAAAUUCAUUUUAGCAGCACUUUUACUUUUACUUGCAUCAAUAAGUCGAUUUGUUGUUAUUCAUAAUGGGAAAAUUGGUCAAAAAGAAGUUGUUGUUUCAAUACCUAUUCAUGAAUGUUAUCGUCAUGUCACAAAUCUGUAUACGUAUCCUCGUUGGAUACCUUCCGUUUUGUCCAUAGAAAAUUUGACGAAAUCACUUCAUCUUGCUAUUGGUGAAGAAUUUGUUAUGGUGGUUGAUUAUGGAUUUUUAGGUACUAUGUCCUAUGUUGCACAAAUAUUAUCUAUUGAGCCAAAUACCAGCUUCACCUUUAUCCUAGACGACUGGUUAGAGACAAGAUUUGAUUUUUCUUUCACCUCUAUUGACCAAGAAAAAUCCAGGAUGAAAUUAACCAUCAGCUCAAAUAAAAAUAACAUGUUUUAUAAACAUAUCAUCUUACCAAUUGCUCAUUUAUACUAUACCAAUUGGUUAACACAAUGUUUAUUACGUUUUCAAUUAGCAUAUUCUUAAUGAAUAAUUUAAACGCAAAUUUAUAUACAAAAAGAGUAAAAAAAGAAAAACGAAGAGAAAAACAAAAAUAAAAAAGAAUUUGAAUGAAUCCCAUAGUGUAGUAAAAAAUAUUGAUUUUUGUCGGAUUCAAUUAUGGGAUAAUGUUUAGAAUGAUAAUCGACUAAGUGCCUAUAUAUUAUCAUUGUACUGUAUAAUAUUUCGAAUUGUUUGUUCUUUUUGAUAUUCAAAUACUGAAUAAAUUGUGUGUGUGUGUUUUUUAUUAAAAAAAACCCACUUUGGACCAUGACCAUUGUUCUACAUUUUUUUGAAUUUGGUUUCUAUAGUAACAUUACAG
Molecule: messenger RNA, 3341 nt
Organism: Schistosoma haematobium
Lineage: Eukaryota; Metazoa; Platyhelminthes; Trematoda; Strigeidida; Schistosomatidae
Exons: 9
Coding region: 2498-3007 (169 amino acids)
Source: RefSeq, a predicted model, not a curated record